Messenger RNA from Fomitopsis serialis, 699 nucleotides. Its product is annotated as AhpC-TSA-domain-containing protein. Gene Ontology annotation, cellular component: cytoplasm. The coding region runs from base 1 to 699 and encodes 232 amino acids. The record is from RefSeq and is a predicted model, not a curated record. NCBI's taxonomy places the organism in Eukaryota, Fungi, Basidiomycota, Agaricomycetes, Polyporales, Fomitopsidaceae. Gene Ontology annotation, molecular function: thioredoxin peroxidase activity. The transcript is spliced from 6 exons. Gene Ontology annotation, biological process: cell redox homeostasis; cellular response to oxidative stress.
AUGGCACCACGCGCAAAGAGCACUGCAGAGGCGUCCGAGCCGACGAGGCGAUCGACUAGGAUAUCGUCCCAGCCCAAAAGCGAGCCGGCGACAGAGGUGAAGAAGGCCGCGCCGAGGGCGAAGAAACGGACUGCAGACGAAGGCGGUGACGAGACCCCUGCAGUGAAGAAAGCCGCCGCCGAGGCACCCGACACCGAAGAAUCGAACGAAAACGAGUCCGCGACCCCAGAGGCUGCGAAGCUCGCCACGAUCGACGUCGGCGACGUGCUCCCCUCGCUCACGCUCAAGAACGAAAAAGGCGAGGACGUCGACGUCGCGACGCUCGCUGCCGACAAGGGCGUCAUCUUCUUCCUCGUCCCCAAGGCCGACACGCCCGGGUGCACAACGCAGGCCUGCGGGUUCCGCGACGUCUACCCCGACUUCACCGCGCACAAUUUCGCCGUCUACUGCCUCAGCGCGGACAGCCCCAGCGCCCAGACCAAGUGGCAAGACAAGAAGGAGCUCCCGUACCCGCUCCUCUCCGACCCGCAGCGCGUGCUGAUCACCGCGCUCGGCGCGGGCGAGGGCGGCAAGACGAAGCGGAGCCACUUCGUCUUCGAGAAGGGCGGCAAGCUCGUCGAGAAGAAGAUCCCCGUCAAGCCUGCGGACAGCCCGAAGCUCGCGCUGGAGUACGUCAAGAGCGUCGCGGCGGCCGCGUAG